AUGAGAAAACUGAGGGAGGAAAUAAAAGAGCUAAGGGAGGAAAUAAGAGAGUGGAGAUUAGAAGAGCGCAGAGAAAGAACGGAGAACACAAGAGGGGAGAAAGAAGAAGGAAAAGAGAAAAAGGAGGAUGAAGAAAAGAAGUGCAAGGGUGCAGAAAAAGAAGAAAGCAGGAGUAUGGAAAGGCAACUGGAUGCAGUCAUCUCGGGAUCAGUAGAAAGGGCAGUGUCCGCCCGGGUAGAAUGCAUCCAGCAAGAGAUGAUGCGACACGCGGCCGCAGUGGUGCAUCUGAGUCAGGCAUUCUCGGGGCGGCGCAACCCAUAUCGAUGGUCUCGCCGAAGGCUAACACGACCGAGACGAACAAGAACAGCCUCAGCACCACCGCAGCCACGUUAUCAGCAGCCUCCACCCCUAAUGGAGAUGCAAACACACCCGCCAGGCCAGCAACAACAACAACAACAAGAACAUCAACAACAACAUCAACAACCACAGCCAAUUCACCUCCAAUACCCAACUUAUCAGCCAUCCUACCCAUAUCCGACCUAUUCGACUUAUACGGCCUAUCCGCAUUAUCCGUACCCCCCGCAUUACCCCGCACCGCAUCCAUACAACCAGCUAUACGCACCCACCUAUCCACCCUCAUAUCCCCCCCCAGCGUACACCUAUCCGUCACAUCCCCGCUAA
This is a messenger RNA of Osmia bicornis bicornis, 681 nucleotides long. RefSeq names its product rac guanine nucleotide exchange factor JJ-like. The record is from RefSeq and is a predicted model, not a curated record. The coding region runs from base 1 to 681 and encodes 226 amino acids. The transcript is spliced from 2 exons. NCBI's taxonomy places the organism in Eukaryota, Metazoa, Arthropoda, Insecta, Hymenoptera, Megachilidae.